This is a messenger RNA of Cucurbita moschata (crookneck pumpkin), 1096 nucleotides long. RefSeq names its product GTP-binding nuclear protein Ran-3-like. Lineage: Eukaryota; Viridiplantae; Streptophyta; Magnoliopsida; Cucurbitales; Cucurbitaceae. Gene Ontology annotation, molecular function: GTP binding; GTPase activity. Gene Ontology annotation, biological process: protein import into nucleus; ribosomal subunit export from nucleus. Bases 107 to 772 code for a protein of 221 amino acids. The transcript is spliced from 8 exons. Gene Ontology annotation, cellular component: nucleus; cytoplasm. The record is from RefSeq and is a predicted model, not a curated record.
ACCGCUUACCAUAUAAACCCUCGUCCUCAACUCUCAACACGUCUUUAACCUAAAUCGCCGAACCGAUUCAUUCCUCUCUCUUCGCAAUUUCAUUCGACGCAUUCUCAUGGCUUUGCCGGACCAGAAGACUGUUGAUUAUCCGAGUUUCAAGCUUGUGAUUGUUGGUGAUGGUGGUACUGGAAAAACAACUUUUGUGAAAAGGCAUAUCACCGGGGAGUUUGAAAAGAAAUACGAACCAACCAUUGGCGUGGAAGUGCACCCUUUGGACUUCUUCACAAACUGUGGAAAGAUCAGAUUUUACUGCUGGGACACUGCCGGGCAGGAGAAGUUCGGUGGUUUACGGGAUGGCUACUACAUCCAUGGGCAAUGUGCAAUCAUCAUGUUUGAUGUUACUGCCAGAUUGACUUACAAAAACGUUCCUACAUGGCACCGUGAUCUUUGCAGGGUGUGCGAGAAUAUUCCAAUUGUUCUUUGUGGAAACAAGGUCGAUGUGAAAAAUAGGCAGGUGAAGGCCAAGCAAGUCACAUUCCACAGGAAGAAGAACCUACAGUACUAUGAAAUAUCUGCGAAGAGUAACUACAACUUUGAGAAACCAUUCCUUUACUUGGCCAGGAAGUUAGCUGGGGAUGCUAACAUUCAUUUCGUGGAGUCUCCAGCUCUGGCUCCUCCUGAAGUACACAUUGACUUGGCCGCCCAGCAACAGCAUGAAGCUGAAUUAGCAGCAGCUGCCAGCCAACCUCUUCCCGAUGACGAUGAUGAUGCUUUUGAGUAAAAAUGGUCAAAAUCAUCUGGUGAAAUGAUGCCCUUUGCAUAUUUGUUUUCUCCUUGGACCCCCGAGUGAGAUUUUUUCUCCUCGCUGGGAUUAACAGAAGAGAAGGAAAUAGCUGGGAUGGCAGGGUGUUACCGAGGAUUGAAACUUGAAUUUUUGAAAACGGUAGUUUUCCUCUCCGGGAUGAAAGAAAUUUGUGGUGUAGAUGGAUGGUUUCUGUUGAGAUUAUCGAUUAAUAGAGCCACAUGACUUUUGAUGACUCUUCAUUUUUCAGAAUUUAUCUAUCGAAUGCUUCACUAUUUUAUUUGUAUUCAAUGCGUUUCCUCA